This is a messenger RNA of Dentiscutata erythropus, 1173 nucleotides long. NCBI's taxonomy places the organism in Eukaryota, Fungi, Glomeromycota, Glomeromycetes, Diversisporales, Gigasporaceae. The record is from the annotation of a GenBank genome assembly.
AUGAUAGAAAAAGUUUUAUGGUAUUGCUUGUCACAACCGGAGUCAGGUGACAACACCCAAUAUAUCACAACUAUAAGAUCCGGAAUACAGGCACUAUCUAAUUUUAUAACGGGGAACAAAUUAAUUCAAGAAUUUGUUUGGUCUGAUUUUAUGUGUAGAAAUGAAUCCAAUGAUCUUUUAAGCAAACUUGCUGGUCACAAUGAUAGCACUGUUUUGACUGGCUGCCUGGUUUUAAUCCACAAUUGCAUAUUUGAAAGCGAAUCUCGCAGGUAUUUUUUCGAUGAUCGAUUCAAUGAAAUAUUUCAAGGAUAUGCGAUAUUCGACAGAGCCGAGACGCUCCUUGAGGAUGAAAGUACACAGAACUUUGAGCUAAUAUAUGCUAUUUUCGCUCGAAUAACAGAGUCUGAUCUUUUUCCAUUAUUAUUUGAUUCAUUGAACUUAUCAUCAUCAGGGCAAUCGUUAACAAGACGUCAAAUCACUCUCCUCAAACUCCUUGAUUCCAACCUUUUUUCUUCAGAUUCUAUAGACAUUUCUCUUCCUACAUGCAUUUAUCUUUUACAAAUUUUCGAUACAAUAUGUCCGCAGGUGAUUUUUUCAAUGCAACAAGUCGGUAUCAUCGAUCGAGAAAAUCAACCACAAGUAGUUGAAGAUACCGUUAUAUUAUAUACUGGAUUAGUAUUAUUAUUACAAUGUUUUGGAAAAUUAAGUCAAGAUGAAAACGAUAAAAUACGAGAAUGCCUAUUUAAGGGGGGAAUAAUCGCAUCAACUCUUUUGGAUCAAGCUGAUAAAACAUUUCCACGUGCAACCAAAGCUAUGUUGUCGCCUUUACAACAAGGAAUCUCGGAAUUCGCAUAUAUAAAAAGAGAUAUUAUUAAAGUGAUUGGAAACAUGGCAUAUAAUAAUAGCUUCGUUCAAGAUGAGGUGCGCAGGUUAGGAGGCAUUCCAUUAAUUCUGAACCAAUGCAAUAUUGAUGAUAAUAAUCCAUAUAUUCGUGAACACGCUAUAUUCGCACUUCGUAAUUUGUUGAUCAACAAUUCUGAAAACCAAAAACUUGUUAAAGAACUUGAACCAAUUGCACCAGUUCAAACUGAUGUUUUAAGUGAGAUCGGCAUUAGAGCUGAAUUAGAAGAUGGUGGUAAAAUAAAGUUAACAACUGAUUCCAAUAAAAUGUAA